Molecule: messenger RNA, 2205 nt
Organism: Ogataea philodendri
Lineage: Eukaryota; Fungi; Ascomycota; Pichiomycetes; Pichiales; Pichiaceae
Exons: 2
Coding region: 1-2205 (734 amino acids)
Biological process (GO): mannan biosynthetic process
Cellular component (GO): Golgi apparatus
Molecular function (GO): alpha-1,2-mannosyltransferase activity
Source: RefSeq, a predicted model, not a curated record
AUGGUUUCGAAAAAGCUGCAAAGGCUGGUUGGGUUCACAGUAGUGUGCCUACUGGGCUUCUAUACGUCGUUAUUUUGGUACGAAUGGCACGCCAGCGACUCGGAGGUCGACCUGGUAGACUACGCACGAUCUGCCGUGAGUGGUCUCCUUAUUGCAAAUCAAAUUAAAGAACUCUACUUCAAAGGCGGUUUCAAAGAACCGCUCGGCGCAAAAGACAUUAGAAACAUGCUGCAGGAGGAAAACAGAAGAUACUCGGAGGACAGAGAGAUCGUGCUCAAGCAGACUGCCGAUCGCACACGGUACCGGCCGAUCCCUGUGGACUCGUCGGUCCAGAAGGUGUUUGCGCAAUUCUCCAAGGUUCUCAACAAAAAUAAGAUGUUAUUCCCUCACCCAGAACGUGGAAUCACUCUCAACGGGAAACCGGUGAUUUGGGAGACGCAAUUCGAAGAGAUCCCGUUCAACGUUCUUUCCGAAAAUAAAUUGCUGGAUCUCAUGUCGUUUGACGACGAGUUCCUCAACGACCUCACACGCAAGCACAAAAAUGUGCUUGCCAGUCUUCCCAAGAAACCGGUCAACUUCUUCAAAGGCAAGGGCUAUGUGAUGUCCGGUGGAGGCUGGUACACGUGGUUUUCGUACUUGUCGAUCAUGGCUUUGCGAAAGACCGGGUCGGUGUUGCCUGUUGAGGUGAUCCUACCUGAGGACGGUCACUAUGAGCGCUUACUUUGUGACGAGAUAUUCCCCAAUGAGCUGAAUGCCAAAUGUAUCAAGCUGUCUGACGUGCUGGGCCAGGAGACACUUAACUCCUUGGGAGAACUCAAAGGAUACCAAUUUAAGUCGUUCUCGAUGCUUGCCGGCUCGUUCGAGCACAUGAUGUAUCUGGACUCGGACAACUUUGCUGUUUCCAAUCCCGACCCAUUGUUUGACUCUGACCUUUACCAGAAGUUCGAGAUGAUUACAUGGCCCGACUUUUGGCGCAGAACAAGCUCGCCAUUGCUAUACAAAACUCUCGGGAUCAAAGUGAGCAACUACCCAAUCCGCCAUCUGAACGACUUCUUCACGCCUGUGGAGAAGUAUGUCUCCGACAAACAGAUGAUCGAGGUCGAAGACGAGCUCAACUUCCACGACAGGAAAGGUGCGCUCCCAGAGUGGACCUCUGAGAGCGGCCAGUUGCUGAUUAACAAAAAGACGCACUUCAAUACCCUCUUGCUUUCGCUUUACUACAACUUCAACGGUCCGGCCGGGUACCAUCCUCUUCUCUCGCAAGGAGGAGCGGGCGAGGGUGACAAGGAGACCGUGGUGUUGGCAGCACACGUGCUCAAGAAGCCCAACUACCAGGUGUACAAAAAGCCUGACAAGUUGUACGGAACGUUCAUCAAGAGCGCCAACUUUUUUGUCGACUCGACAAUCGUCCAGUACGAUCCUGUCAUUGACUACGCUAUCCUGAAGAAUGCUCUUCAGAAGAACAUCAAGAGCAUGGAAGAUCUGAAAGACUCGUAUGUGUACAGCUACAUGCACACGUUUGGCAGUAUUCCAUUUGAUGAGAACCCUGGACGGCCGUUGUUCUACCACAUUCACAACCCUAAGAUGAAUCCGUUCGAGUACGUUGACCGAGGCCUGUUCACCGACCCUAACGAGAAAGUCAUCCGCAAUUUCGGUAGAAACUACGCCCAAAUCGGGUUCGACAUCGAGUACUGGAUCUGGGAGACCGUCACCAACACCUUGUGCGAGCGCAAGGUGGAAUUCUUCUGUUUCCGCGACAUGGACAUGGCCAAAAUCUGUGACAACCAAAUGAUCAGAGAUAGAUUGGAGUAUUUGAAAACCACUGGAGAAGACGGUUUAAAGGAUUAUAAGCCAUUUUCGUUCGAUCCUGGUGAAACUGAUCCCGAACUAGAUUCGUUCAUCUUGCAGAAGAUCAAGGAAGGCUUGGAUUACGACCUCGAUGGCCAUGUGGCGCACUUCCAGAUCGCCAACGGUGCGGAAGAUGUUGGCAACGACGGCUUUCAGUUUGUAUUUCGUGGCUGCCUCCGCGACAAGUUGGUGGUCUGGGAGAUUGGCGAGGUUUUGAAGAAUGUAGAAUCCACGGAGCAGCUUAUCAGAAUCAUCCGUAUUGGCUAUCAGUUCAAACAGAUGGUCAAUAAACAAGUUGGAUGUGGAAAGCAUGGUUGCAAUCAAAUCGAAGUCGCUGGAAUUGGCCAAGAUAUUUAG